AAUUUUUUUUUUUAAAAAAAAAUUGUUUUAGAGAGUAAGAGAGUUUGAGAGUUAGAGAGAGAAGUAAAGAAGUGAGAAAUGUUGGUCGGGAAGGAAAAAACCAUUUAUAUAUUAGGGGUAAAAUUGGAAUUUCAAGAAAAAAGGGAGCGUUACCCGGUAAAAUGGGAGCGACAAAUAACAACACCCUUCUAUAUUCCUAAUGUCCUAUGUAUAUUCCUUAAAAAAAAAAAAAAAUCCUAUACAGUAUACACUUACCAACCUCCAAUCAACAAUGGCGGAUUCCAUUGACCCAAAUUUCCACCAAAAACCCCUCCUCGUAAUCAACCGUAUACCCUCUUUCAAAUUCCGCUUCGACCACCGCCUCACACCCACUUUCACCAUCGUAGACCCCAUCACCGCCGUCGGCACCGACUCCUCCGCCGCCCACACCUUCCUCCGCCACAACGCCGCCGCCGCGCGCGCUGUCCUCUGCAUCGGACCUUCUCCAUUGAUAAAGGACACCUUAGAUUGCCUUCCUUCUUUGGAAUGCGUUGUCGCUCACUCCGUUGGUUAUGAUCAUAUUGAUUUAUCUGAGUGUCGUCGCCGGGGAAUCUCCGUCGCUAAUGUUGGUGACGCCUUUUCGGAUGAUGUUGCUGAUUGCGCUGUCGGGUUGUUGAUUGACGUGCUUCGUAAGGUCUCCGCUGCUCACCGCUUUGUUCGGGCCGGGUCUUGGCCCGAACAAGUGGCUUUUCCUCUUGGGUCUAGGUUAGGUGGAAAGCGAGUAGGCAUAGUCGGCCUUGGAAGCAUUGGUUCUCGGGUUGUAAAGAGACUUAUUCCACUUGGUUGCAGCAUUGCAUACACCUCUAGGCAGAAGAAACCCUCGGUUUCUUUUCCCUACUACGCCUAUGUCUAUGACUUAGCACUUGACUGUGACAUUCUCAUCCUGUGCUGCUCAUUAACCAAUCAAACCCGCCACAUGAUCAAUGAGGAUGUCUUGAAUGCAUUAGGAAAGGAAGGAGUAGUCAUUAACAUCGGCAGAGGGGACCUAAUUGAUGAGAAAGAACUUGUGCAGUUUCUGGUGGAUGGCAGAAUCAGAGGGGCUGGUCUUGAUGUGUUUCAGAAUGAGCCCUAUGUUCCUAAAGAAUUGUUCAGCUUAGAUAAUGUCGUCCUCUCCCCUCAUCAAGCUGUCUUGACUCCGGAUUCCUUCAUGGCCGCAGAAGACAUUUCUGUAGCAAAUUUGGAGGCCUUCUUUUCCAACAAGCCCUUAGUUUCUCCUAUAAGUUGGGAUUAGUUGCAGUCAUAUACUGUACAUUUUGUCAUGAAAUCGUUGUAUCAAUUGUAUUAGCAAUAAAAUGUAUUUGUUCAGGGAUAAAUAAUGAGGGCUGCCCCGUUUUUCUCUUUGAUUGACAAAAUUUGUCAAUCUAUUUUGUCAUCUAAGCA
Molecule: messenger RNA, 1419 nt
Organism: Chenopodium quinoa (quinoa)
Lineage: Eukaryota; Viridiplantae; Streptophyta; Magnoliopsida; Caryophyllales; Amaranthaceae
Product: glyoxylate/hydroxypyruvate reductase HPR3-like
Exons: 2
Coding region: 200-1270 (356 amino acids)
Cellular component (GO): cytosol
Molecular function (GO): glyoxylate reductase (NADPH) activity; NAD binding; hydroxypyruvate reductase [NAD(P)H] activity
Source: RefSeq, a predicted model, not a curated record